This is a messenger RNA of Aureobasidium musti, 222 nucleotides long. NCBI's taxonomy places the organism in Eukaryota, Fungi, Ascomycota, Dothideomycetes, Dothideales, Saccotheciaceae. The record is from the annotation of a GenBank genome assembly.
AUGGACCUUGUCCUGGCUCGCCCACCCAGCGAUGUUACAGCUAUAUCGACUCAUCAGCAGCUGCAGAAANCGCAGAACACAAACAACUCGGACGUUGAUCUGGCCCGCGCACAGGAUUUGCUCGACCUCCAUGCCAACGUCAAGCUGGCUCAUCGCGAGGGUGUCGACCAUGCUUUGCUGCAAGCUCGUCAGCAAGUUGACAUGGCUUUGAGAACCGUGUAA